Messenger RNA from Phalaenopsis equestris, 1261 nucleotides. RefSeq lists its product as uncharacterized. Lineage: Eukaryota; Viridiplantae; Streptophyta; Magnoliopsida; Asparagales; Orchidaceae. The record is from RefSeq and is a predicted model, not a curated record.
GAUAUUGUGGAGGUUUGGUCUGAUCAUCUCUGUGAUACAGAUCAGUUGAAACAUGAUCCUGCUUCUAUAGUUCCCUCUAAACUUUCUGUUGACAUUUUAAGAUGUAUUGCUGCUAUUUACUGCAAUCUUGCAAAUAUACCAAAGCCCCAGAAAGACAAAAUGGCCUUGCAUGCUCCUUCAUUGUCCUUUUCAAGCUCAAUUUCUCAACAAAGCUCUGGUGGGAAUUGGAGUCCAAGAUACCAACAUGAAGCUAUUGUAAGUCCCUCAAUUUUGGGACUGCAGAAAUUUCAGGAUGAAUUAUACAGUGAUAUGAUCGAAAUUUCAGUGAUUUGUGUUGAUGGUGAGCGAUUUAGUUAUGCUUCCAAAAUGUUGAGCAUUUUCAGAAUCUUAAUUAAGCAACUCAAGUCAAUUGACCCAACAAAGAUGGCAUAUGAAGACCAGAUUGCUUUCUGGCUAAAUAUUCAUAAUGCCUUAGUUAUGCAUGCUUUUUUGGCUUAUGGUCUGCAUCAGGGUCGCAUGAAAAGUAAAUCAUCAAUUCUCAAGGCAGCGUAUAAUAUCGGCGGGCGUUCAAUAAAUGCUUAUGUUAUUCAAAGUUCAAUCCUUGGUUGUCAACCCCAUUUUAAAGCAUCAUGGUUUGAAGUGCUUCUAAGUCCAACUUUGAAGUUCAUGAAAAGGAAGCAGAAACAUCGAUAUGCUGUUGAUCACCCACAGCCACUCGCUUAUUUUGCAUUGUCCCAAGGAUCGUAUUCCGAUCCUCCUGUGCGAGUUUACACAGCCAAGCAUAUUCAGCAAGAAUUGGAGCUUGCAAGGAAAGAGUUUAUUCAGGCUAAUGUAAAGGUUCAGAAUAAAACCAAGAUCAUUUUUCCUAAGAUACUAUGCUAUUACAUGAAAGACUGUUACUUUCAAAUAUCUAAGCUUCUGAAGAUGGUGAUGGAGUGCAUGCCAGAAACUGUACAAGGUACCAUUCAUGAAGUUCUUAAAGGGAACUCAGAAGACUACAUCCUGUGGUCCAGGUAUGAUUCUUCUUUCAGAUACAUGAUACAUAAAGAACUAGCAAUGCAAUAAGUCCAUUUCUCAUGCUGCCUCUAUCUAAAGAGAUUGUACAGAUGGGACAUAUAUAUUGUCCCAUAUGGAAAAUCAAAUUUGUAGUAAUUCUUAUCACUAUUUUUCUAUUAUUUUACAUGUGAGUAGUGAGAUCUGUACAUGAUGUAAGCAAGGAGUCAUUAACGGCUUUUGAUAAAUAAUGAAAAUAUGUAUAUAA